Molecule: messenger RNA, 702 nt
Organism: Sclerotinia sclerotiorum 1980 UF-70
Lineage: Eukaryota; Fungi; Ascomycota; Leotiomycetes; Helotiales; Sclerotiniaceae
Exons: 4
Coding region: 1-702 (233 amino acids)
Source: RefSeq, a predicted model, not a curated record
AUGUUGCAUCAAGUUGAGAAGGGAACGGGUCUGGCUCGAUGCCAACCGAAAAGAAAUCGGGAUAUAACAGAACAGAAAAGAGCUGAUGCUGUCUCCCUAAAGCGGUCCCGAAGAGAAACCCAUGAAUUCUACGGGAUAAUGGAAUGUAAACGGUCGAUCUUUAUGCGAGUCCAGAGAAGAAAAAUUUCCGAAUUCAUCGAGGUAUACUUUUGUUACAAGAUUCCAUAUUUCCAAAAGAUGUUUUCAAGUGGCUUCAUCGAGGCUCUUGAGGGCAAAAAAUUCUUUCCAGAAGAUUCUCCACAAAGUUUCGAUCUUCUUAUGGUCGAGUGUAAGCUCUAUUUGGUUGAUCCUAUGGAUCAAAUCUUUAGUAUUAUUUUGAGGAACUUCCGAAAUUGUCCGAGCUCGCGAGGGCCGAGUGGGUUCAGUAGGUGUAUGAGCUCACACCAAUGGGUUCACGUCUUCGAAAAAUUUAUGUGUUACAGCAUGUCAUAUAGCGUUUCUCAUCUUCGCUCAAGGGCACAUGCUGCCAAUUGGCUAUGGUAUUACAAUGUUUCCAAUUAUGACACAUUUUUCGUAACCGUGCUUUUAUUUACCGGACAAGAGUUUCCAAUGACGGCUUCUUCAUUCUUGAAAUCAAUCGAUGCUUCUGUUAAAAUUCCCAGGAUAGCAGACAUUAAGUAUGGUAUACUAGUUGAUAAUUAA